This is a messenger RNA of Theileria parva strain Muguga, 1871 nucleotides long. RefSeq lists its product as uncharacterized. The transcript has a single exon. The record is from RefSeq and is a predicted model, not a curated record. The coding region runs from base 1 to 1845 and encodes 614 amino acids. NCBI's taxonomy places the organism in Eukaryota, Apicomplexa, Aconoidasida, Piroplasmida, Theileriidae.
AUGAUGGUGUGUAGUGUUGAGGCGUCGAAUGAUGUAGCGAAUGACGUUUGUGACAUGAUUGAGGUGAUGCGAGCGCGUAGGGGUUUGAAGUGUUCGAUAUCGAAAAGAGAAGAUAUGAAGGGGAAGUUGAUAGAUUUUCUGGAUAUAAUGGAGUAUAGGCAGCGACUUGAUCCUCAAUUUGACCCCGGAAUGCCGAAUAAUUAUCUCGGCUGGAGUAACAGGAAAGAGUUAAAAAAGACAAUCAAGAUGAGAAAUGUCCAGGAAGUAACAAAUGAUUUAGAAAAAACCAAAUUCGAUACCUACGACUCCACUGAAUCCACCGACGUUUCACCCAAAACACUACACACAAAUGAACAAGUUAAUCAACCCACAAAUGAACAAGUAAAUCAAGAGGUUGAUGAACAAAUUAAUGAAAAUGAGCAGAUGGAAAAAGCUUCUGAGAAAUCUGAGAAAUCUGAGAAAUCUGAGAAAUCAGCCGGGGAUUUGGAAUCUCCGGAAAUGGUUGAACAGCAGCAAGAUGUCGAAGGUAAUACUCUCGUAGAAAAAGAGCCUGAAAAGCAUAAAUCAACUAGAGUUAGAAAAAGAAGACAUCGAAGAGGUGAAAGAAGGUCAAAACCUAUAGAAAAAAAGACCCUGCAUGACCCCAAACACCGUAGCUUAAUCAGACACAGCAGCUUAGUUGGACACAGCAGCUUAGUUGGACACAGCAGCUUAGUUGGACACAGCAGCUUAGUUGGACAGGGUAGCUCAGUUGGACGCAGUAGCUUAGUUGGACAGGGUAGACCCAGGACAACUCUGGGUAAAAUAAUAAAUUCCGUAAAAAGAGUAAAAGUGUGUAAAAACGGAUUCCAAAUCAGUUCAAAGAGGUUAAUUAGGCCUCAAAAUGUUAAAAAAUCGAAACCUCCAAAUCACCAGAACACGCCAAGUUUGUACAAAAGUUUCGAUGACGUUUUGCGAGCUGAUGUUCCUGAAUUUAAGAUUUAUUCCCGGUUUGAUCCCAUAAAUACGCCCUCAAGUGCCGGGAUUUCCAUGACUCCAAUGUCUGAUUUGUCAAUAUCCAGCCUUGAAAAAUACAAAUUUAACACUCAAUCUGACAUCAUUCACUCUGCAGUUCACAGAAUGAGAGUUGCCAUCCAGGAAAAAGCCAGAAAUUUUAAUCCUAACAACCUAAAAAUUAACCCUAAUAAGCUAAAAAUUAACCCUAAUAAGCUAAAAAUUAACCCUAAUAAGCUAAAAAUUAACCCUAAUAAGCUAAAAAUUAACCCUAAUAAGCUAAAAAUUAACCCUAAUAAGCUAAAAAUUAACCCUAGUAAGAUGAAUCCUAAGAGUGUGAGGUUAACGAAUUAUAUGAACGAGAGGAAUUAUGUUAUAAGGAACAAGAAUCUGAGGCGAAAAUCCUUGUUUAAGCACUUGAGGCCUUCAAAGCUGUCGAGAUAUGACAGAAACCCUGAGUUCAUUGAUGACAUGGGCAGAUUUCUUCAAGUCCCAGAGUCUACAAAUUAUGUAAACACCGACUACAACAUACCUUACGAGUUUAGUGUUCACAAGUGUAGUGAGAUAGCUCAGUGGAACAUGUAUUACUUUUACGAGGCUUGUAUUUAUGACUGGAUGAAGCUGGUGCCAGUCCUGGCAAAUCAUACCUUUAUUGGAAUCCCAAUCCACUUCUCCACCAGUGACGUUAACGAGAUCAGGAGACUACUAUGCUGCAAUAAAAGGUUCAAGAAGUUAUUUGUUAACAAAUUGGAUGAUCUAGUCUACGUCAUACACUGCAAAGUUUAUCCUCUUCUAGGCAAUCUCUUCUCCACAUGGGUCUUCAUCGGAUGCCACAUUCCCUGGAGGAUUUAAUUUCUAAUAUACUAUACCACUGUUAA